AUGUUGAUUGCUGUUAGUGGAACUAAGUGUAGUGGGGUCGAAAUCUUGAUCAAUUUGCUCUCUGAGAACUACAAUUUCGAAGAAGUUGACCACAAUGAUAAUCCUGUAAAUAUAUUGAAUUAUAUUACCAAAUAUUACGAAAAAGAUAUGGUCAUCUAUUUAGAUUCAUUGGACCUCUUCUAUACGUUGGAGAAAAGACCCUUUUUUGUACAUAUAUCUAUCGAUUCCUCCGUUUCAUUACGUCUUAAGAGGCUCUCAUUAGAACAUCCUGAUAGGAACCCGAUCGAUCUUAUUAAAACUUUAGACACCCAUGAUUUCAAUUCUAAAGCUAUAGAGUUGCGUGAGAAAUCGAAUUUCAAAUAUAAGAUAUUAGAAGACACCAAUGCUGGCGAUCUUAAUGAGAUGAUACGUUCUAAGUUAUCAAUGAUAAUAAAUUCACAGUUGGACAUUCUAAGAAAUAAGAAAAAAGAUAAUCCAGAAGAAAUUAACGCCCCAUUGAGGCCAGAUUGGGAUACCUACUUCAUGAAACUUGCCACGUUGGCGGCCUCUCGUUCCAACUGCAUGAAACGUAGAGUUGGUUGUGUUAUUGUCAGAGAUAAUAGGGUCAUUGCUACUGGUUAUAACGGAACCCCACGUCAUCUAACAAACUGCUUCAAUGGUGGUUGUUCACGUUGUAACGAUGGAGAAUCAAGAAAUUUACACACUUGUUUGUGUCUCCAUGCUGAAGAGAAUGCUCUGUUAGAAGCAGGAAGAGAUAGAGUUGGUUCUAAUGCAAUCCUGUACUGCGACACUUGCCCAUGUUUAACUUGUUCCGUUAAGAUCGUGCAGACGGGUAUCACCGAAGUUGUUUACAGUCAAUCUUAUAGUAUGGAUGAAGGUAGCUUCAAAGUCUUAAGGGACGCCAAUGUUGUAGUAAGACAAUUUAGUUUCAUUCAAGAACCGAGAAUUGUCAUUGUCUAA
Kazachstania africana CBS 2517 is the source of this 960-nucleotide messenger RNA. It is a transcript of the gene DCD1, whose product is annotated as deoxycytidine monophosphate deaminase. The record is from RefSeq and is a predicted model, not a curated record. The transcript has a single exon. Bases 1 to 960 code for a protein of 319 amino acids. Gene Ontology annotation, molecular function: hydrolase activity; zinc ion binding. Lineage: Eukaryota; Fungi; Ascomycota; Saccharomycetes; Saccharomycetales; Saccharomycetaceae.